AUGGCGGACUUCAAGGGGCUGGCACUCCAGUAUGUCUUGGCAGACGAAGCGACCACCAGACAAGAUGUUACUGCCAAAACAGCAGAAGGCAAGUGGUCCAUGAGCACGGCGAUCCUGGAUUGGGUCAAGUCUAUAGACCCAUGGAUGCCUGCCGCGUUGUCGGGCUCAGAGUCCCAAGCUGAUAAUGACGGAGGUCUAGAGCCUGAUGUGAGCGUCAUUGCAAGAUCUAAAGCUUUGGAAUAUUUGGCAGACACAUUGGCGUUGCUCGACAAGAACUUAUUGAGGACGGACCAAGUCAACCUCCUCAUCACGUUCUUCGGGAGACUCUACAGUAUUGACCACAAAGCUGGGAUAAUGGCGGCUACCAAAGCCCUCCAAUAUUUGACCACAAUGAAGGCUUUCAAACCGGAGAUGGCCGACAACAUCAUUCAGAGCAUUGUCUCAAUGCGAGACGACUUUCGCUUGCAGACCCCUCAAACGCGCCUGGAGAUAUACAAGUUCAUCCAAAGCCUACUGGAGAACGAAGCCAUCUCUAGUCAAAUGCAACAUGUCUACGGGAUCUCUGGAGGGUUCGCCAUCGAUCUUCUACAGCUAUGUGGCCAUGAACGGGAUCCGAACUGCCUGAUACAGUGGUUCAAAAUAAUCCAGAGCCUCGUGCAAUUGUUCGAUUUCUCUGCAGAUGUUCAUGACGAGAUCUUCAAGACUUUUUCGGCCUACUUCCCUAUAUCCUUAAGGAGCACGGCAACUCCAAGCGGCGUCACCGUUGAUGACCUAAAGAGCUCCAUUCGAGCAUGCUUUGCCUCUAGUCAUAAACUCGCUCGAUUGAGCUUUCCUUACCUCCUCCAGAAGCUGGAUCAGGGAGAUGCUAUUACUAUUCCUGUCAAGACGGACAUACUGAGAACACUCAAGCAAUGCCUUGAACAGUAUGCCCUCCCUUCCCAGAGUAUAGGGCCAUAUACUGGGCAACUCUGGACGUCUCUAAAAUAUGAGGUUCGAAAUGGCGAAAUCAAAGAAUCAAUUGAUUGCACUCUGGAUGUCAUGCGUGUUAUUUCUCUCAGGUUGGCACAAAUCCCUUUGGCCGAAUCCCAGGAGACAACACGUGAGCUCAGCGCACUAUCGUCAUUUGUGGACAUGGUCCUAAGUGACUCGUUGGAUGACUUGGCAAAUCCGACCUAUACCAAGCCUGCCGGACUCCUCCUCAGGAGCAUCAUGGAGGUGCACGCCAGACCGUUUGCACUGCUUCUCACUGGAGUCGUCGAAGCUGUCAACAAGAACCUGCGAGAGCCUCGUACACUCGAGCAUGCCACGGCGCUGAUAGGCCUCGUCAGGGAUCUUCUGGAUGCCCGCUCGCAAGUCAUCGAUGCUGCCAAGAUACAUUCCUCCACAGACCAAUUACAGAAUGUUUUCAAGCUCGACCCACAAAUUAGGGAGUCAUUCCAUGCAAUAUUCAAUCGAUUUUGGAGGGAGAAUAAUAAAGAAGCACUAGAUGCCGACAACAUUGCGGUCCUCAAAGAGGUAGUGCAAGGGUUUGCAGCUCUGGUCUGUCAAGUCAGUCAAGGAGAGGCUGGGCACCAGACUCUCUUGUGUGACGAGGCGCAGUGUGAGCAAAUCUGCUUUAUGAUUUCCGACCGGGUUAUCAACAUCUUUCAGCUUGCCUCUUCCCCGGACAGCGGAGCCCGCAAAGAGCUGGCAGAUACCAUAGUGGCGUCUCUGCGGAAGAUUGUCCAAGUUUACACUGCAGGAUACGCAUCGAUGCUCCAGAGAGCAUUGUCAACAAUCAAGGAUCGCGUCUGGGGUAGACCUCCAACUAGAAACUCGCUCGCGAUGCUAAAAACAUUGGUCCUAAGACUUUCAUACAUUGGCUGUUCAGAGAUACCAAAGCUGGGUAAUCCGGUCCAACAUUUGUAUCUCUACACAAGCUCUGUCUUGCGACUUCUGUUUUGCUUCUUCGAAAAUUCCGUGCCUUUCGAGGUUUCGACCAUCACGCUGUCCGGCAUUUUCAGUGCUCUUUUGCAUUUCAGAGACACUUGCAGCUCUAAGCCUACUCAUGCAAGGAUGAGCCUGAUCAAUACUGACUGGAGAGUUUGCACAUCGGAUUUUGUCAGAUGCCAUCCUGAAUUCGCUGUUAUCGGACAACCUGCAAGUGCCGGAGAAGCCGCAUCAACAACAGACAAUGACAAGCCAGUUGAGUGCGCAGGCACCGCCAGUGAUACUUUCCGCGGAUACCUCGAAUGCGCCAUCUAUUUAAUAUCGAUCCUCUACCAGAGAGCAACCAAAUUGGACACGGGAGCGCAAAUUCGUCUGGGGCUGGGGCCCGACUUCAACCUACAGACGGCGUCUGCUGCAGAGACGCCUCUAGACUAUGCUGGACCUGGUUCAAGCGCCAGCAUCCGGGGUGUGGAUCUUCAGGACGUUUACCUUCACCAGCUUGGUGAUAUGGCCACAUUUGUCAUUCGUGACCUAGAGGAGGUGGAACAGGAGGCCUUGUCGCUAACCGAUGAGGUGUAUGGAUUAUUCCAGGCGCAUACAGAAACACAUGGCACGUUUCUGAGCGCCGAAAACGAUGGGCGAACCAAUGUGCUAUCUCUUGGGAUUGCACAGGGCUUGCGCCCAAUAUCCAUGGCUUCAAUGUUUGCAUCUGAAUCCCUCACACAGCACAUUGUGGCCGACAUAUCGGCUGCAGACAUUUUCCCUGUGAGGACACAAAAGGUUCGUGACCGUUUUGUGACCUUGUUGGCGAAUAAAUGGCUGCCAAAGGCCACACUUAUUGGGCCGCAGCGGGAUGUAUGGAAGGCAACUGUCGAUGCGCUGCGUGCAAUGCUCGAAAAAACCCUGGCAGAGGCUUCGGCAACGCAAUCCGGCAUCCGAACAGAGCAAUACGCAAGAGCUCUAGGAUUCGCUGCUGGAGCGGUCGCAAGACGUGACAGGGAUGUAGAAGGCUUGGUUAAGAUCCUCGCGUCCAUUCCAGCGGCGCUCGGUGAGCGUGGGCAGCAAAUAGCUCCACGCUUGGAAGGGCUACUGGCUGCCAAAAGCCAACUGAGUGCGCAAAACCACGCGAUCCUGAGUCCUUUGUCUGAGCAGUGGGUUUACAUCUGCGUGGUGAAGCCAAAACUAGAGCAGUCGUUCCCCAUAACGCAGGACAAGUCUCGAGGCAUUGUAAAUGCCAUCGCCGUAGUUCAUGUCAUGAAACACAUGGACUUUACAGUGUACGCGGAGGACACAGAUCGCAUAAUGCGCAUACUCAUUAUUAUCGUGUCAUCGCCCAAGAACUUGGUCGAUGUCGAGGCAGCUCUUCAAAUUCUUAGGGAAAUACUGGCCAACAAGCCCGAUGCUCUAAAGGAUCAACUAAAGGCCGUCAUAACAGGAGCCAUAUCGACAGUGAGCUCUGGCUUGGGUCAGCAUCAUGAACAACAGGCAACGCCGGUUGAUGUGACUGCACGUGUGAUGAAUCCUGGCAGCUCGGCCCUCUGUCGAAGGCUCAGUUUACAACUGCUCCAGGAGCUGGCAGAGAAGCUUGACGAGCAGCUCCUUCGCCAGUACAAGGCUCAGAUUUCUCGUGUCCUAGCGACUGCCUGUGGCGAUCCAGUCCGGGAAGUUCGACAAUCUGCCAUGAGUGCGCGGGGCAGCUGGGCGAAGCUCGCGGCAUGA
Messenger RNA from Pyricularia pennisetigena, 3648 nucleotides. RefSeq lists its product as uncharacterized. Gene Ontology annotation, cellular component: cytosolic [4Fe-4S] assembly targeting complex. Gene Ontology annotation, biological process: iron-sulfur cluster assembly. Bases 1 to 3648 code for a protein of 1215 amino acids. NCBI's taxonomy places the organism in Eukaryota, Fungi, Ascomycota, Sordariomycetes, Magnaporthales, Pyriculariaceae. The transcript is spliced from 6 exons. The record is from RefSeq and is a predicted model, not a curated record.